CCAAUAUGCAAUCUGAAUCUGCGUAACCCUGGUCUGCAGCUGAUCUCACUCGCCAUUCACAGAUUCGGCCGCUGUGAUGACUGGUACAUACACCGCGUGUAAAAGUAAGUUCUUUUGUUGCGACCUUGGUCCUCUGAGCUUCCCAUACAUCUCUCAGCUGGCGCCAUAGUUCUACAUCUCCUCUGUUCGCUGUUACGACUAAACUAUGUAAUUAGUGACGCGCACUGCCAGGAACUUUCUGGAUUCGAGAUCAUGAUUUGCUCAUGAUCAAAGUUUGUAGGAACCAUGAGGGAACGGGCUUUGAAUGCGGACGCCCGGUUACUGCAUGAUGUCACCCGGAGUUGCUGAAGCACCAAAUCGCGAACGUUGGUCCUGUUAGGCCCCUUCUUGCUUACCUCGGCCUUGCCCUUAGGUCUUUCUUGAUUACCUCCCUCUUCCUUCUUCUCUUCUUACCAUGACUUCUGUACUCGACCCAAAGACCAUCGGGAAGCCCAAACGGCCUAGAAGGCAUGUUAGGACGCUCACUGGUUAUCUCCCCGAGACGGACGCUUCAGGCAAAGAGAAAUGGCCUAGAGGUGAAGAGGAAGCGUGGAAAGAGGGUCUUAAAGGUGUUGAUUCAGAUGUCAAGUCCAUAACAAAAUCAGUGGUGAACCAUGUCAAUACCUCUCUUGCUCGUCAGGCAUACAACCUUGAUGACUUCGGAGCGUAUCAAGCUUCUGCAUUGUCUGUUCGCGACAACUUGAUUGCCAAAUGGAACGAGACUCAACUAUACUACACGAAAAAGUCACCCAAAAGAGCUUACUAUCUAUCUCUCGAAUUCUUGAUGGGGCGUACUCUCGACAACGCGCUGCUGAACCUUGGCUUGAAAGGUCAAUACACGGAAGGCAUCAAGCGACUUGGCUUCAAUAUGGAAGAUCUCUUGGAGCAAGAACGAGAUGCUGCCCUAGGAAACGGUGGCUUGGGUCGUCUUGCUGCCUGUUACUUGGAUUCAGGCGCUUCUCAAGAAUUACCGUUGUGGGGAUAUGGACUUCGAUACAAAUACGGCAUUUUCCAACAGCUUAUCUCGCCGGAAGGUGCACAGCUCGAGGCACCCGAUCCAUGGCUCGAUAAUCAGAAUCCUUGGGAGCUUCCUCGUCUUGACGUCACCUACGAAGUUCGAUUCUAUGGUUACGCUGAACGUCUCAACGAUGGAACUGGCCGUUCUGUCUGGACUGGAGGUCAAGAAGUUCUUGCCGUCGCUUACGAUGUUAUGAUUCCCGGAUGUUACACCAAGAACACCAACAAUUUAAGGUUAUGGGAGAGUAAGCCAAAGCGAGGCUUCGACCUGAACUCGUUCAAUGCUGGUGAUUACGAACGGGCUAUCGAGUCAUCGAACAGUGCCGCCGCUAUUACCUCUGUUCUUUAUCCCAACGAUCACACAUCGUUCGGAAAGGAGCUGCGUUUGAAGCAACAAUACUUCUGGACUGCUGCCAGUCUAGCUGAUAUUCUUCGCCGAUUCAAGAACAUCGGAAAACCGCUCAGCGCAUUCCCUGAUUAUGUUGCCAUCCAACUCAACGACACCCAUCCAACGCUUGCCAUUCCCGAACUCAUGCGUAUACUAAUUGACGAAGAGGAAACACCUUGGGAUGACGCAUGGAAUAUCGUCACGAACACGUUCUUCUACACCAACCACACCGUGCUCCCUGAGGCGCUCGAGAAGUGGCCUGUACCAUUGAUGGAACACCUAUUGCCAAGGCACAUGCAAAUCAUCUACGAUAUUAACAUGUACUUCUUACAAGCAGUCGAGAAGAAGUUUCCGGGUGAUCGGGACCGCCUCGCUAGAAUGUCUUUGAUUGAAGAGGGCUUCCCUAAACAAGUCAGAAUGGCGUUCCUUGCGUGUAUCGGUAGCAGGAGGGUAAAUGGCGUCGCUGAGCUGCACAGUGAACUUGUGAGGACAACCAUCCUCAAAGACUUUGUCGAAUUCGAAGGCCGUAGCAAGUUCAGCAAUGUUACUAACGGAAUUACGCCUCGUCGCUGGUUAGACCAAUGCAACCCCGAACUGAGUGCGCUUAUCUCCAAGACUCUCGGUCUUCAGAAGCCUGUCUGGCUUAAGGACCUCUUUAGGCUCGAAGGUCUACUCAAACUCGUCGAGGACAAAAAAUUCCGAGACGAAUGGGCGGCCAUCAAACAAAGGAACAAGGAGAGACUUGCAAAUCUGGUCAAGACUACACUUGGAUUCACGGUCAACACGAACGCGAUGUUUGACGUUCAGAUUAAGAGGUUACACGAGUAUAAGCGACAAACUUUGAACAUCUUUGGAGUUAUCUAUAGGUAUCUGACGCUGAAGAAGAUGUCAGCUGAGGAGAGGAAGAAAGUUAACCCACGCGUCGUGUUCUUCGCUGGAAAGGCGGCCCCCCCGCAUGUAGGCUUUUCUUUUUCUUUUGACCUUGUAAGAAGAGCGCUGAUUGUUCCGAAAGACUACAUCGCCAAAUUGACCAUCCGCCUUAUUGUCAAUGUCGCCCGAGUGAUAAACGACGAUCCUGAAACCAAAGACCUUCUCUCCCUUUACUUCCUUCCUGACUACUCUGUCUCCCUCGCCGAAGUGCUCAUCCCAGCUUCCGAUAUCUCUCAACAUAUCAGUACAGCUGGAACAGAGGCUAGCGGUACGAGUAACAUGAAGUUCUGUUUGAAUGGUGGAUUGUUGGUGGGUACCGUUGAUGGAGCCAAUAUCGAGAUUGCGGAAGAAGUCGGAGAGAGCAAUGUUUUCUUCUUUGGCCAUUUGGCGCCUGCCGUCGAAGAUCUCCGCUACCAGCACGUUUAUCAUCCCGUCCCGAUUGAGGAGAAGUGUCCCGCAUUGGCAAAUGUUCUCAAUACGGUUUCUGGAGGAAUGUUUGGAGACGGAGGUGUUUAUGACCCUCUCUUGAAUACCAUCCGUCAAGGCGACUAUUAUCUCUUAUCGGACGACUUUGAUUCCUAUAUUGCGGCCUUGGAUUUGGUGGACGAGGCUUACAAGGACAAGGAUGAGUGGGUCAAGAAGAGCAUUAGGACUACUGCCAAGAUGGGUAAAUUCAGCUCUGACAGAGCGAUUAACGAAUAUGCAGAAAGUUUCUGGAAUUUGGAGGCUAUCAAGGUGCCCCAGUAGAUGAACAGGCACGGAUUGAGGUGCACAAGAAAAGGUGGAUUGGGAGUGGACUGUAGAUGUGCAAACAUUUUGUAGUAGACGAUGAUUCGGAAAUGGUAUAAAACUUUUUCG
Molecule: messenger RNA, 3232 nt
Organism: Marasmius oreades (fairy-ring Marasmius)
Lineage: Eukaryota; Fungi; Basidiomycota; Agaricomycetes; Agaricales; Marasmiaceae
Exons: 27
Coding region: 455-3121 (888 amino acids)
Biological process (GO): glycogen catabolic process
Cellular component (GO): cytoplasm
Molecular function (GO): glycogen phosphorylase activity; pyridoxal phosphate binding
Source: RefSeq, a predicted model, not a curated record